Messenger RNA from Wyeomyia smithii (pitcher-plant mosquito), 1020 nucleotides. It is a transcript of the gene bond, whose product is annotated as elongation of very long chain fatty acids protein AAEL008004. The record is from RefSeq and is a predicted model, not a curated record. Gene Ontology annotation, biological process: fatty acid elongation, polyunsaturated fatty acid; fatty acid elongation, monounsaturated fatty acid; sphingolipid biosynthetic process. NCBI's taxonomy places the organism in Eukaryota, Metazoa, Arthropoda, Insecta, Diptera, Culicidae. Gene Ontology annotation, cellular component: endoplasmic reticulum membrane. The transcript has 4 exons. Gene Ontology annotation, molecular function: fatty acid elongase activity. Bases 136 to 948 code for a protein of 270 amino acids.
UCGCGAUCGGAAGUACCAAAAGCGAAAGUGGUUGCGGGCUGCUCUCUUGUGCAAUCGGCCCCGGGAGUGAUCGCGUGUGCUACAUACAGAAUAUAUUACUAUCGAGGACUCGAAAGCAUUCAGAUAAGGAUCAACAUGACGGGUUUCGUAGUGACAUUUUCUAAGCAGUAUGAAAACAUGUCGGAAGGUGCAGAUCCGAUCAUCGACCACUGGCCACUGAUGGGUUCCCCGACGCCGGUUCUCAUCAUAGCCGGCUGCUAUCUGCUGUUCGUGCUGCACCUCGGACCCCGGUGGAUGCAGCAGCGCAAACCACUGGAACUGAAAGCGGCCCUGAUAGCCUACAACGCCGCCCAGGUGGUCUGCUCUACGGUGCUGUGCGUACAGCCGUUCUUCUUCGGCGGACUCGGUCACAUGUUCAGCGUUUCUUGCCACGCGAACAGUGUGGUGAACAGCGAUCUUCAGCUCACGAUUUGGAAGUGUACCUGGUGGUACUUGGUGCUGAAGCUGGUCGAGCUGCUGGACACGGUGUUCUUUGUGCUACGCAAAAAGCAGAAUCAGGUUUCAUUCCUGCACGUCUAUCAUCACACCAUAAUGGUUGUGUUCACUUGGGGUUACCUUAAAUAUCUGCCAGGAACUCAAGGAGCUUUUCUCGGAUUCGUCAACUCGUUCGUACACAUCGUCAUGUACACGUACUACCUGAUAGCCGCCCUCGGACCCCAGUAUCACAAGUACCUCUGGUGGAAGAAGUACAUGACGACGCUGCAGCUGAUGCAGUUCGGCAUUAUGCUCGUGUAUCUGUUUCUGAUCAUCACCUUCCAGUGCAGUGUGCCGCGAUCGCUCAGCUUUUUCUUCGUCAUCAACGUGACCAUUUUUCUGUUUCUCUUUUGGAACUUUUAUCGGAAAGCUUACAGCGGCAAGCAGCUUCCAGCGAUGAAGAAGGAGUUGUGAGCUGGGUUUCGUUUUUAUUAUCAUUCGGUUUAGAUUAUUUAAGAUCAAUAUUUAUUAUCAAAUAAAGUAAUU